Staurois parvus is the source of this 349-nucleotide messenger RNA. NCBI's taxonomy places the organism in Eukaryota, Metazoa, Chordata, Amphibia, Anura, Ranidae. The record is from the annotation of a GenBank genome assembly.
UCAUGCUGCUGCCAGGUCCAGAGUCUCUCAUGGGUCCCUGUACGGCCUCCCAUUGCUGCUGUCUCCAUCGCCACACUCUGCCAUGUGCCACUUUCAGGUCUCCUCACACACUGCUGGUGUGUUCCAUUUUUUGACAUAGGGUGCUGGCAGAUUAACGGGCCUCCCAUUAGCUGCUGCCAGGCCCCUAAUCUGCCAUGGGCCCCUAUACCGCCUCCUCAUGCUGCUGCCAGGUCCAGAGUCUCUCAUGGGUCCCUGUACGGCCUCCCAUUGCUGCUGUCUCCAUCGCCACACUCUGCCAUGUGCCACUUUCAGGUCUCCUCACACUGCUGGUGUGUUUAAUUUUUUUGAC